CAAGACAAUGAUAUACUGAAGUAAUACAUAAGAUAUUUUAAAGUACAAAUUAUCAAACAUUUUACAAACUUUUGAUAGAUUCAGAAUCAUUUGUUGCGGAAGUGAAACUGUCUUCAAUAAUAAUUUACCAUUGUCAUGUAUCUCAAUUAAUUAGGAUUGGAACGUAACAGAAAUUGUCACUAUGACUGUGAUGGAAUUUUUUGGUUGCACUUUUAUAGCAUUUGGACCACCAUUUGCUUUGUUUGUGUUCACGAUUGCCAGAGAUCCUCUACGAAUUAUUGUGCUUAUAGCAAGUGGAUUUUUUUGGCUGCUGUCUCUCUUAGUGUCGUCCAUUCUAUGGUAUGCUGUGGUUCCUCUAAGAGAAACUCUUGCCUUUGGUCUAGUUUUCUCAGUUCUCUUUCAGGAAGCUUUCAGACUUCUUUUUUAUAAACUUCUGAGGAAAGCAGAUGAUGGCUUGCAGAAAGUCAGUCAAACUGGCCAAGAAAUGCACAUGACCCCCAGAGAUAUCUCAAAUAAACAUAUCAUGGCAUAUGUGUCAGGCCUAGGGUUUGGUAUUCUUUCGGGGACUUUCUCCACAGUCAAUGUGUUAGCAGAUAUGGUUGGUCCAGGAACCAUUGGCAUCCGUGGAGAUUCAAAAUAUUUCUUUGUAGCUACAGCGUUCCUCACCCUUAGUUUUGUACUUCUUCACACGUUCUGGGGAAUCAUUUUCUUUAAUGGAAUGGACAAGAAGCAGUACUACAUGGUGUUGAUAGUGCUGGGCACUCACAUGCUGGCGUCCUGUCUGGUGAGUGAAUGCAUGUUUAUUAGGUCACGUGAGUCACCUGGUACAUGUAUAUAUAUCUUAUAUAAACGUGUUUAUAUGUGUUCCAUUGUAGACGCUCCUGAACCAGAGAACCUCCUCUGGCGACAGUCGUUUGUAUCUGGCCAGCAUACUCCCCAUCUACUUCCUAACCAUCGUCAUGGGAGUCAUCGCAUACUACAUAGCAGGAGGAUCACUGGCCAACAUCAAGAGUUGUUUCCCUUGUGGCAAUGCCCGUAAAUAUGAGAUUGACUAAUUUGGUGUUCCCCAAGAAGCCAAGCCAUUUAAAAUAUCACACGUAACAUUUACUGUCUCCUUGUUUUCAUUUGUCGUGUACACUGUACAUUUUGGAAGUCAUUUUUUAAAACAUAAAUGUCUUGAAAUAAAUAAUUCACCACCCAUGAA
Ostrea edulis (European flat oyster) is the source of this 1204-nucleotide messenger RNA. RefSeq names its product gamma-secretase subunit Aph-1-like. The transcript is spliced from 6 exons. Gene Ontology annotation, cellular component: membrane; gamma-secretase complex; endoplasmic reticulum. Gene Ontology annotation, biological process: protein processing; positive regulation of catalytic activity; Notch signaling pathway. The record is from RefSeq and is a predicted model, not a curated record. NCBI's taxonomy places the organism in Eukaryota, Metazoa, Mollusca, Bivalvia, Ostreida, Ostreidae. Gene Ontology annotation, molecular function: protein-macromolecule adaptor activity. Bases 182 to 1039 code for a protein of 285 amino acids.